AACCUUAACUCUCCCAACAAAGGUCUGCUGUCGGAUGCCAUGACAGAUGUGCCUGUGGAUAACGCGGCUUCGGCCAGGACCUCUGCGCCUGAGGGGCUGACUCUUGCCGAAGAGGAGGAGUUGAGAUCUGAGCUUGCCAAGGUUGAAGAAGAAAUCUGUACUCUCAGGCAAGUGCUGGCUGCUAAAGAGAGGCACUGUGGAGAGCUGAAGAGGAAGCUAGGCUUGACUCCCUUGGAUGGGUUAAAGCAAAACCUGUCGAAAAGCUGGCAUGAUGUCCAAGUCUCCAAUGCUUAUGUGAAAACAUCUGAGAAACUUGGAGAGUGGAAUGACAAAGUGACACAGUCUGACUUUUACAAGAAGACCCAGGAAACCCUUUCCCAGGCAGGACAGAAGACUUCAGCAGCCCUUUCCAAUGUAGGUUCUGUUAUCAGCAGGAAACGUGGGGAAAUCCGGGCUCACCCCUUCUCGCAUUCCUUUAGCAGCUACUCCAUUCGCCACUCGAUAAGUAUGCCAGCGAUGAGGAAUUCUGCAACCUUCAAGUCAUUUGAAGAUAGAGUUGGGACCAUAAAGUCCAGAGUGGUGGGCAGCCGGGAAAACAGCACUGAUGGCCUCCACUCCCUCUCGGGAGCCGAAAACAAGCCUCCACAAGACAACGCUCCCUUCUAGACCUGCGAUGUUGCUUUGCACGGCUGUGCACAACUCUAAGAGCAAGCCCCCUCCCUCCCUGUCUUCACAACAGCAACAACAUGCGAAUCCAAGAAGGGGCUGAGAGCCAGUCUGGAGAGAUCCAUUGUUCAUUCAUAGACACUGCUGCUGGAUCUAAGUCAAAUAAAGAGAAUGCAAAGUUUUGUACACAAAUAAUAUUUUACACUAAAGUUUGUAGAUUAAAUGUAUCACUGCUGUCCUUUUGGGAGAGCGUGUUAGAUGGAGUUUCCUUAAAGUAGCUCAGAAAUGCCACUGGUAUAGAUAAAAACAGUUUUCCCUUGUCUGAUGUAACUUGGAACAGAUACAUCGCCUUGCAGUGUGAGGAGGGCAGUUAUCGGAGAAGCCAAGUGCAUGGGCAUCUUAGCUUCAGCUUCUGGCUCUGUUCUCUGGUCAGGGCAUGCCACGCAGCUACUCUGAGCUCCCAGGCUUCUCCCGUUGCUGUUUUCUUUGGCUCUCAUUGGAGUAGUUCAGUAAAUGGG
This is a messenger RNA of Pterocles gutturalis (yellow-throated sandgrouse), 1184 nucleotides long. RefSeq names its product tumor protein D52-like 2 (gene TPD52L2). The coding region runs from base 40 to 666 and encodes 208 amino acids. Gene Ontology annotation, cellular component: cytoplasm. Lineage: Eukaryota; Metazoa; Chordata; Aves; Pterocliformes; Pteroclidae. The record is from RefSeq and is a predicted model, not a curated record. The transcript has 9 exons.